ACACUCUUCGUCAGUCGGCAAUUGGAUUUGGUUUGGGAUAGCAGCCAAACUCGGGAUCGAUAGCAAUAAAGUCUUUCACGGCAUUCAUUCCCUUUCGAGAGUGUAUUUCUUGUGAGUGUAUGCGGCAGUAAAUUAUUAAAUAUAAAACAUUUCUUUCUCCUCUUAUCGUACAGCUAGUGUGAAUUGCCGAUAUUGUGAAAUACAACCGCUGAAAAUUUGCCAUCUCACGCAUCCCGCGAUACAGUGUAGUGAUUUUUUUUAAGACUCCACUGUGUAACCUUGAGUUGGUAUGCUUUUUUCUGUAUCUGUUUCUAUCAUAAAUCUAUAGAGCGGCUCGAAAAAGAGAGGAAACACUAUAUGAUUAGGUGAUUCUGCUACACGUUUAUGAAUUAACAUAUGUGUAUGUAGUUGAGCUAAAAUUUAAUGCACUGUGUAUUCUGGUAAUGUAUAAAGUCACUGUUUGUUAAUCAUUUUUAUCAGCCAGUAAUAGAUACAGCGCGUCAACGCGGAGUGCUCAAGAUUAUCAUAGUGCAAGAAAUGAAUGUCACCAGUGUAAACAUAUAAAAAUCCAAACGUUACAUAAACGAAUUUGUUUGUGUGUUCCAAAUAGGACAAAUGUACGAAGCUUUCCGAUCAUAAAAAGCUCAUAAAGUUCGACAAGUGUGUUAAAGCGUUUUUUAAAUAGAUAUACAUAUAGUUAAGGGCCAACCUAUUGAGUAUAAAGUGUAAAAAAUCGGUUGUGAUCUUAUGUGCUUCGAAGCCCACUCGAAAUGGAAGCUGCUCACAGAACUCUACUCCCAAAUCCAAGAGAGAAAGCCAAUAUAGUGUCAGUUCUUACCUUCUGGUGGACUAUUAAACUCUUCAAGAAGGGCUACCAAAAAGUUCUUGAACUAGAAGAUUUAUUCCGACCUCUCACCGAAGACAAUUCUGAGGUUCUCGGUGAUCGUUUGGAAAGAAAAUGGAACGAACAAGUGAAAAAAUCAAAUGGCAAUCCAUCUCUCAUAAAAGCUGUGGCAUUGACUUUCUGGAGAGAGUACAGUUUAAUGGCACUUCUCGUAAUUGUGAAUGAAACUGCAGUACGACUUGGACAACCGAUUCUACUGGGGCGUUUACUCAUGUACUUCAGGCCCGAUAACGAUAUGUCGCACAAGGAAGCUCUUCUGUGUGCUGGAGGUAUCGUAGGACUAAGUCUGUUCUACACAAUUACCGUGAAUCAGUACAUAUUUGACGCCUUUUACUAUGGAAUGAGAGUGAGAGUUGCCAUGUGUAGUAUUAUUUACCGCAAAGCAUUAAAGCUCUCCCGGACCGCGCUGGGAGAUACAGCACCAGGGAAGGUGGUGAAUCUGCUAUCCAACGACGUGAAUCGCUUCGAUCUGGUAUCCGUUUUUAUUCACAUGAUGUGGGCUUCUCCACUUAUGGCCAUCGUCGUAGGAUAUUUGCUAUGGAUUGAAGUCGGCUGGGCGGGAAUCGUAGGAAUAAUUGUGGUCUUCACUGUCGUGCCUUUACAAUCCUACACCGGAAAGCUGUCAUCAAAGUUCCGUCUUCAGGCUGCUCUUAAAACUGAUGAGAGAGUGCGUUUCAUGGAUGAAAUUAUCUCAGGUGUUCAGGUUAUCAAGAUGUAUGCAUGGGAGAAACCCUUUGCUAAGCUAAUCUCCGCCACACGAAAACUGGAAUUAAAGAUCAUCCGAAAUAGUGCCUUCGUGAGAGCUAUUUAUAUGACUUUUUUGCUCUUCACAACACGCAUGGCACUCUUCUGCACCAUGUUAACAAUGGUCCUAAUGGACAACGACAUUACGGCUGCCCGAGUGUUCGUCAUCUCGGCAUACUUCAAUAUUUUAGCCUAUACAAUGUCACAAAUGUUUGUGCGUGGUGUAGCGGAAAUCGCUGAAGUACUUGUGGCACUGAGACGCUUGCGAAUGUUUCUCAUGUACGAGGAGCGCGAUGACUAUACUUGCCGAUCGAGAAUUGUAAAAGACUCGAAGAAUGGCGCACCCCUUGAUUUUGCUAAGACUCUCAACAGCUACGACGAUCCAUCCAGGGAAUAUCUGGUUUCUGUGAAAAAUGCCACGGCCAAAUGGAAAAUGCCAGAAAAGCCUGGCAAACAGAAGAAAAAAUCACAUAAGGAGGAAAAACCUGUUCCAGAGAAAUCCAUUGACGGUAGCGUGGAUUGGCAAGCUCCAACCCUUGAUAACAUUUGUCUGGAGUGUAAGAAGGGGAAUUUAAUUGGGAUUGUAGGUCCAGUCGGAGCUGGAAAGUCCUCGCUAUUACAAGCAAUUCUUAAAGAAUUACCACUGGAAAGUGGAUCGGUUCAAUGCCAUGGAAAAUUGUCUUAUGCCUGCCAAGAGCCUUGGGUAUUUGCCGCCUCUAUCAGGCAAAACAUUCUCUUCGGUGAAGAAAUGGACAAAGAUCGUUACGAGGCUGUGAUUAAGGCAUGUGCACUCAACCAUGAUCUUGAGCAAUUUCCAGCUGGUGAUCAAACUGUUAUUGGGGAACGUGGAGCCUCUCUAUCAGGUGGCCAAAAAGCAAGAGUGAGUCUGGCGAGAGCAGUUUACCGCCGAGCCGACAUUUACCUAUUUGAUGAUCCCCUGAGUGCUGUGGAUGCUCAUGUAGGUCGCCACUUAUUUGACCAGGUGAUCGGACCGCGAGGCCGCCUAGGAUCGAGAAAGAUCACCCGCAUUCUAGUCACCCAUCAGGUGCACUUUCUCAAGGAUGCCGACUGGCUGGUCGUUCUGAAAGAUGGCCAGAUCGAGGUACAAGGACCACCGUUAGAAGUCUUUCGAAGCGGAAUUGAUUUUGCCAAACUCCUAAAUGCCGAGGAUGGUCUCGAAGAAGAACAAUCUGAGGGAGGACCAAAGUUCAGAAGACAGCAAUCAGUGUCAUCCUCAAGAUCAAUGUCAUCCAGGAACUCCUUGAGUUCCGAUGAUGAAUCCAUGGAAAUGGUGGAAGGAAAUAAGGACGGAGAAAAAGAACCUGCGAUGGUGUCUAUGGAGGCAACUUCCAAGGGUAAGGUUAAGGGAUCAAUCUUCUACAACUACCUUAAAGCUGGUGGAAACUGGUGUAUUUUGUCUGUCAUGCUGAUCCUCUUUAUCAUUACCCAAUUCAUGGCUAGUGCCUUUGAUUACUUCAUCGCCUUCUGGACAUCACAAGAAGAACUUCGAGAUAUGUACAAUCCAACUCUUGAAGCCGACUUUAUGAUAGCUAAUAACUCUAUCAAAGUUGUCGAAUCCGAUGACAUUCCAAACCUCUUGGAUACAGAAAUUUGUAUCUACAUAGCAGGAGGACUAGUAAUGUCACUAUUUGUCUUCGGUCUGAUAAGAUCUCUGGGCUUCUAUACGAUGUGCAUAAAAGCAUCACAAAAGCUUCACGAUGGAAUGUUUAAUGGCAUAAUUUCAACCACAAUGCGAUUCUUCGACACCAACCCAUCUGGCAGAAUUCUAAAUCGCUUCUCAAAGGAUCUCGGAUCAACAGAUGAACAACUGCCAAAGGCGAUUCUGGACGCUACCCAGAUUAAUCUGAGCAUGUUUGGAGCUAUAAUAGUAGCUACAACAGUUAAUCCACUCUUUCUUGUUCCCAUCGCUGGUCUCACUGCGGUUUUCUUAUUCAUAAGGAAAAUCUACUUGAAAACCUCAAAGAACAUUAAGCGUAUGGAUGGCAUCACGAGAUCUCCAGUGUUCACCCAUCUGGGAGCAUCCCUCAUGGGAUUACCUACAAUUCGUGCCUUUGGAGCGCAAGAGGUUCUCGUGAAGGAGUUUGACGCUCUUCAGGAUACGCACACAGCAUCUUGGUACAUGUUCAUCUCAUCAAGUGGAGCCUUCGGCUACGUGAUGGAUCUUCUAUGUGUCAUAUUUAUUUUCUUCGUUACGUUCAGUUUUCUACUUAUAGAAAACGACACAAUGGGCGACCAAGUGGGUUUGGCUAUCACACAGGCAAUGGCCCUCACAGGAUUCCUACAGUGGGGAAUCCGACAGAGUGCCGAAGUAGCUAAUCAACUCAUGUCCGUAGAGAGGGUGAUGGAGUAUCGAGACUUAGUGCCGGAGAAGCAACCUGAAAAGCCCCAAGACUUGCCAAAAGACUGGCCAGAGAAUGGCAAAUUGCAGAUGACGAGUGUCGUUUACAGAUACUUCAAAGAGGCCGAUCCAGUAUUAAAAGGCGUAAAUUUGUUCAUCAGGGCCAAAGAGAAAAUUGGAAUCGUGGGAAGAACCGGGGCUGGGAAGUCCUCGCUUAUAGGAACUCUUUUCCGCCUUGCAGAGGUCGAAGGAGAUAUUGAGAUUGAUGGAGUAAAAACAGACCAAAUUACACUACAGCAGCUGCGUUCCAAAGUCUCAAUAAUUCCACAAGAUCCUGUUCUUUUCUCGGGUACCCUCAGAAGGAAUUUGGAUCCGUUCGAGGAAUACAAAGAUGCCUUAUUAUGGCAAGCCCUUGAGGAAGUGGAGCUAAAAGAUAUUGCAAGUGGCCCUUUGGCAUUGCAAGCUGAAGUUCUCGCUGGUGGAAGUAACUACAGCGUUGGGCAGCGACAGCUAAUUUGCCUGGCCAGAGCUAUUCUGCGCAACAAUAAGAUUCUAGUUCUCGAUGAAGCGACAGCAAACGUGGAUCCCAACACCGAUGCCCUCAUUCAGCAGACAAUCAGAAGCCGCUUCGCCGACUGUACAGUUUUGACGGUGGCUCAUCGCCUUCACACAAUUAUGGACUCCGACCGCGUUCUGGUCAUGAAUGAUGGACUUGUAGGCGAAUUUGAUGCGCCACAUAUUCUACUUCAGAACACCAACGGUCUCUUCCGCGAAAUGGUCAAUGCUACAGGACCUCAAGAAUCUGAACGACUCAUGAGAAUAGCUAGAGACACAUUUGAAUCGAAUUCUAAAUGACUUUGUAAUAUUUCUAGGGAGAUAUAAUAUAAUAAUUGUGCCUUAAAUAUCUAAAGCACCUCAAGUAUUCAUGGGAUUUUAAGGUGUCUGACUUGCCACGACACCAACAACAGGGAAAUUUAGAUUCAAUGCUAUAUUUUCAGAUGAGAGCAUUUUGAUAAAGGGGAAAUAUAUACACGUUUGGAUUUGUUGUACCUCCUUACCUGAAAUAAAUCUCAAGUAAAUCUAUUUCUUAA
Molecule: messenger RNA, 5098 nt
Organism: Phlebotomus argentipes
Lineage: Eukaryota; Metazoa; Arthropoda; Insecta; Diptera; Psychodidae
Product: ATP-binding cassette sub-family C member 4-like
Exons: 6
Coding region: 771-4862 (1363 amino acids)
Biological process (GO): transmembrane transport
Cellular component (GO): membrane
Molecular function (GO): ABC-type transporter activity; ATP binding; ATP hydrolysis activity
Source: RefSeq, a predicted model, not a curated record